GCUCUCCUCGAGAUAAACGGAUCCUACAUCCGACCCGACUCGCCCGCCUUCGUGACGCUCCACCGGGUUCUGCUGUCGUCCGGCGGCGGGUUCUCGUACGCGAGCAGGGAGAAGGUGGUGGCCUGCGAGGGGGCGAGGUUCGAGAUUUACGCUGGUGAUGUCAAGUUGCUGAAGGGGAUUUUCAGGAGAGAUGAUGGUGGUGAUGAGAGAGAAAGUAACUGGAAGAUUGACUGCAAGUGUGCGCUCUCGGCGGACGACGACGUAGUCGUCGUCGACGGGGUGAGGGAUGCUGAGGUGUCUGUGACGGUGGCCGGGGAUGGACCGGCCGCUGUGGUGGUGACCGAGAAGGUGGCGAUGGCGGCGGCGUUGCGACGGCGGCGGAGGAGGAGGAGAGGGGGUUGCUGUGAGCUGGAGGAAAUUCCGGAGGAGAGGGAGGGGGAGAUCGGAUCGGAUGAGUGCUGGUGCUGCGAUUGUGGUGGUGGUGAUGGGGAGGAGGAAAUGGACGGCGGAGAUGGCGGGGUGGAGGUGGAGGCGGAGAUGGAGGCGGUGCGGUGGGCGGUGGAUGUGGGGAUUUGGGUAGUGUGUAUUGGAGUUGGGUAUUUGGUUACUAAAGCUUCUUCUUCCAAAAGAUUGAGGAGAAAACGUUUCAUUUAAUUUAUCCACCAAAUUUUGGAUUCAAUUUUGUAAUUAGGAACUCUUAAUUCAUUGUAGAAUACUAGUAUUAUUUUAGUUUUACAAAUUGAGGAGGAGUUAUUAGCACACACAACCUGUGUAAUAUCUAAUUGUCGAAAAAAUUCCUGUGUUAAAAAAAAUAGUUACAACGCCCCUAUGUUAUGUUUUACAAAGCACACGGCUCCUCACAUUAAAAUUGGUUUUUGAUUUAAAUGAAGUGACAUGAUUACCC
This is a messenger RNA of Erythranthe guttata (spotted monkey flower), 904 nucleotides long. RefSeq names its product NADP-specific glutamate dehydrogenase. The record is from RefSeq and is a predicted model, not a curated record. Lineage: Eukaryota; Viridiplantae; Streptophyta; Magnoliopsida; Lamiales; Phrymaceae.